Messenger RNA from Galdieria sulphuraria, 1611 nucleotides. RefSeq lists its product as uncharacterized. NCBI's taxonomy places the organism in Eukaryota, Rhodophyta, Bangiophyceae, Galdieriales, Galdieriaceae. The transcript has a single exon. The record is from RefSeq and is a predicted model, not a curated record. The coding region runs from base 146 to 1093 and encodes 315 amino acids.
GGGUUUUCUUAAAACUAUAGGCAUUUCAUGCUGUGUGCGUAACUACUGGGGGUAACAAGGGCUUCUUGUUCCAUGAGUACGGCCAAUACGAACUCCAAGCUGUUUCCUAAUGUAACGCCGAAAUCUUUCCGUUAAGAUUUGAAAUAUGAAUGAUAGUUGUUGGUUAUUGAAGUGGAUGACUAUUUAUGGAGUGGUGAAUAUUCUGGUUCACUAUUCGAACCAUCAUAUUUCCAAGUCACAAAUACAGAAUGAGAUAUUGUUUUUACAGUCGUUCUUACCUUUACUGAUAUAUUAUGUCUAUUAUUUCUUUAUGUCCAACAGGAAGUCAUUCUUUCCUUCUUGGAACAGAACAAUAGCUUAUGGUCCUGUUGCUGUAUUCCAUGCAGGUUCUUUAUAUUCCAUGUUUCAGGCCUUAAAGUACUGUUCUUUUCGUACUGUUGGAGUUGGUCGUUUUAUUGCUCCUAUACUAACUUCUCUUUACGAAGUGUUUGUUCUACAGUCCGUUCGUUGGAGUAAGAUUCAGUUCCUUUACCUUGUGGGGACUUUUAUGGGUGCUGUAUUGUCGUUUCGAGAUGUCGAGUUUUAUGGCAAUAUCCUUUCUAUUCCGUGGAUAACGACGAGUGUGGUUUGUACAGCAGGUGGAACUAUCUACGCGAAGCAUUUGUUGCAGUAUAAAAUUUGUCCGACUCAAGCGAGCUAUUUGGAAAAUUUGUAUUGUAGUGUCUUCUUUCUUUUACAAUCCUUUUGGUCGGUACCGUAUGGGUGGAAACAACAGAGUUGGAAAGAUUCCGUAUCGUUGCCUUGGAUCACCAAAGCUACCUUUUUCGUCUCUGUUUUCACUGGCUAUCUUAUCACUUUAUCGAGGCAACAUUUGCGUAAAGCACUGGGACCAACCAAGUUUCUGGUAUUUGUUGGACUGAUUAGGAUAAAUAGCUUGUUUCUUGUUUCUAAGUUACUCUUGAAGAGUCUUUCGUGGAGCGGUUUGACUGGAGUGGGGUUGAUUGUGGGUUGCAGUAUCAAAUACUUGAUUCAUCAAGAUAUAAAAUGCAGUCCAUCAGGAAAUUCUAAAGAUGUUGCCAUUUCGUCACCAUAGUGGAUCUUUGAAGCUUGCAGGUAGGAGUUUGCCAGUCAGUCAAGGAACAGCUAUAAGAUCAGAAGUAUGAUAAAAGCGCAAAAUACCAAUUGAAUCUUGAAACAUUUCAUAGUUUCAUUCCGACAUUAUUUAUUUCUAGACGGAAGAAUUUCUAUCGUUAUGACCAUCGAUAAUUCAUCAUGAUGACGUACUUUGAAGAACUUGCAGAUUGAUUGAAAAUUCCAUCGAUAACUCAUCAAGAAAAAGGAAUUGGCAAGAACUUGUCAUGAUUGAUAUGAAAAUUACGUUAAGAAAAAAGAACAAAAGAUGAAAUUAUAUACGACAGUUAUCAUUGUUAGUCGAGUUACCUUAACAUAAAAAUAGCAUAUAGUGAAAUUAUAUUCGGCAUUUUGUUUGUUAGUCGAGUUUCCCUAUCUUUCAAAUGUUAUGUUGACAACAUUGUUUACAACUGUAUAAAGUGUUUCCUGCAAUUCAACAUGUUCAUUUCAUUUGACUUUGCCUAGUUGUGAUUGUUUUUU